AUGGCGCUCCAUGGCCGCUUCGGGACGCGCAGAUUAGCCGGCCGCUUCAGUGGUCAUGGUUAUGGUGAGCGGUGCGAGGGCCUUGAUGGGACGAUCGCACCCGGCCGCGUCGACAUGGCAUCCAUCAGUCAGGCGUCGAGGCACGCACUGGCACUGCUACUGUAUACCAACACCAAGGCGUAG
Molecule: messenger RNA, 183 nt
Organism: Pyrenophora tritici-repentis Pt-1C-BFP
Lineage: Eukaryota; Fungi; Ascomycota; Dothideomycetes; Pleosporales; Pleosporaceae
Source: RefSeq, a predicted model, not a curated record